Brassica napus (rape) is the source of this 1632-nucleotide messenger RNA. RefSeq names its product F-box protein At1g11270. The transcript has 3 exons. The coding region runs from base 382 to 1548 and encodes 388 amino acids. The record is from RefSeq and is a predicted model, not a curated record. Gene Ontology annotation, molecular function: protein binding. Lineage: Eukaryota; Viridiplantae; Streptophyta; Magnoliopsida; Brassicales; Brassicaceae.
UUGUGCUUUAGAUUGGCAGAUUCUAUUGCUCUGAGUCCAGACUAAAAAAACCCUAAAGUUGACACAUAAGUUCUUGUUAGGGUUUAGUUCAACAGUACAACAACUCUUUGAUUUUUAAUAUUUUUUUGGAUAAUUGAUUUGUGAUGGGUUUGUUUGAUCACACUGGCUUGCCUUUGGAGGAGACCCUUGUGUAGAAAAGUGGCAAGGUGUGGUCUGUGAUUCCUCAAACAUCACAGAAAUAAGGAUACCUGGCAUGAAGGUGGGUGGAGGCUUAAGUGACACCUUGGCUGAUUUUUCAUCAAUCCAACUGGUGUCGGCUGCUCUGCAUAUAUAAAGACACUCUCAGAUCAUCAAUAAGGUGAGAGAGGCAAGAAAGAUACAAUGUUGAAAAGAAGACAUGGCUCAAUUUUGAAAAGACAUGGCUCUGAUAAGAGAAGACGUGGCUCCAGCUCGAGUGUGGAAUUGGAAGUGCUACCACACGAUGUGAUAGAGCUCAUACUCGAGAGACUUCCCGUGGAAUCUCUGCGGAGAUUCAGGUCUGUGUCCAAGAAGUGGAUAUCCACAAUCGAUUCCCCUCGUUUCCAGUCAAGGCAGCUGAACCUUCGCAGGCAAUCACGAGGUCAUGAUCUCCUUUUUGUAGCCUAUUACGAGGAUCCUCCUGAUAAUGUAGCUCAACAUGCCUUGGGCUCUUCUUCUUCUUGCAGAUACCGUACUGUCAAGUUCCCUUUUCCGAACCUCUUGCUUUGCUAUGGUAGUUGCGACGGUCUGGUUUGCCUCUUCUGUAUUGACACACCCAACGUCGUGGUGAAUCCCGCCACUCGAUGGCAUCGAAGUUUUCCUUUUUCCUCCCUGCAACGUCGUAUCAUCGACAAAGGACCGCCCUUUGGCAGCAACCCAAUUUAUGAGCUUGGAUUUGGUAAAGACAAGUUGAGUGGUACUUACAAGCCUGUUUGGUUGUAUAAUAAUUCAUCCAAAUUCGGACUAGACAAUGUUACCACUUGUGAAGUUUUCGACUUUAGCACCCACUCCUGGAGGAACCUUGUCCCUUCUUCUCCUUAUCCUAUUCUCAGAUUCCAGAAGCCAGUCUAUUUUGACGGGUCACUCUAUUGGCUCACCGACUGUGUAGAAGAAACAAAGGUUUUGUCUUUCGAUCUCCACGCUGAAACUUUCCAAGUCAUCUGUAAAGCUCCCUUUGCUGAUGAUGCACCUCGCCCAAGUAAUGUAGUCUUGUUCAUCCUUGAUGACUGUUUGUGCGCUUCCGAGAAAACGUGGCCAACGCAAGUCAUAUGGUCCUUGGAUUCUUCUUCAAAGACAUGGAAGCAAAUGUGUUCUAUAGAUCUCACCAAUACUUUUCCUUUGUUCGACAGAUACGGUCUCAUGCCCUUACCCGUAGCAAUCCUGGAGAAGAACAAGUUAUAUCUCCAUGGUCGUAACUACUUGGAACCACUCAUGCUACAUGAUCUCAAUACCAAAUCUUUUGAGGUAGUCUCCACACCUACCACCCCCGGAGAUUGUAUUUAUUAUUUCGAAAGUUUGUUCUCUGUUUAAUUUUUCAUGUUUCCUUAUUUAUGUAUCAAUCAACCAUUUGUAACUUUUCACAAUUUAAUGUCAUGCUGUAAUCAGCUUUUGGUU